Molecule: messenger RNA, 2149 nt
Organism: Triplophysa dalaica
Lineage: Eukaryota; Metazoa; Chordata; Actinopteri; Cypriniformes; Nemacheilidae
Gene: chst3b
Product: carbohydrate (chondroitin 6) sulfotransferase 3b
Exons: 3
Coding region: 339-1640 (433 amino acids)
Biological process (GO): N-acetylglucosamine metabolic process; carbohydrate metabolic process
Cellular component (GO): Golgi membrane
Molecular function (GO): N-acetylglucosamine 6-O-sulfotransferase activity; chondroitin 6-sulfotransferase activity
Source: RefSeq, a predicted model, not a curated record
UCACAUCUCAUCUCUAAACGCGUUUUCUAUUUUUCACUUUUCCGUGCAAAUGCAUUUUGUUCCAUUUUGUUUCAGUGAACUUUCGAUACAUUUUGUGCUUUUGUAUAGAUUUUUUUAUGUGAUUUUAGCUUUUGUGAUGUUUUAAUGUACAAUGCCGGUUCCGCUUUGAAUGGACGCGAUGACCAUAAUGAUAAAAAUGAAUAUUUAAUUUUAUUCAAUGUUUUUGGAAUUUCCCUGUGAUGCUGCGACCGGACGAGCAAACACGAGUCUGAGCAGAGAACAAAGAUGAAGGAACUGAUUUGGACAAGCGACUAAGAGAGAGACUGUCACACACAAGAAUGCGCAUUAAAUACGCCGUCUCUGUCAUCUUUAUUGUGGCUCUGGUCAUUAUAGAAAAGGAAAACAACAUAAUUUCCAAGGUGUCUGAUAAGCUGAGCCCAAAGCUGACCCCUUUGACGCCACUCCUGCGGCCCACUGCGUCUGUCUCGUCCACUCAGGGACACAAUAGAUCUGUUUUAUCUAACAUCAGCCAGACUGAAAUCUCGCCCUAUCGGGUGAACAACUCCAUCCAGGAGAGUCCGUCGCCUGCGUCUGAUGCAGGAGGAAGGAAACACAUUCUUCUGUUGGCGACGACUCGUACGGGCUCCUCGUUCGUGGGUGAAUUCUUUAACCAGCAGGGGUCAAAUAUGUUUUACCUGUUUGAGCCGCUGUGGCACGUGGAGCGCAUGUUAACGGUGGAGAGCGGAGGGACGAAUGCCACGGUGGCAGGCCCGGCGUAUCGUGAUGUUCUGCGCAAGCUGUUCCUGUGUGACUUCUCUCUGCUGGAGAGCUUCAUCGAGCCCCAGCCACACGAGCACGUCACCUCAUUCCUCUUCCGUCGUGAAUCCAGCCAAUCGCUGUGCGAAGAUCCCAUCUGCACACCCUUCGUCAAAAAAGAAUUUGAGCGCUACCACUGUCGCCUGCGCCGCUGCGGGCCGCUCAACCUGACCCUCGCUUCUCACUCCUGCAAGCAGAAGAAGCAUCUUGCCAUUAAAUCCGUCCGCGUGCGUCAGUUAGAAACUCUGAGGCCGUUGGCCGAGGACCCCCGACUAGACAUGAAAUUCAUCCAGCUGGUCCGAGACCCUCGCGCCGUGCUCGCCUCACGAAUGGUUGCCUUUUCUAAUAAGUACAAAAACUGGAAGAAGUGGGCCAUGGAAAGAGACGUUCCAGUAGACGACGAAGUGAGAAAGCUGAAAGGAAAUUGCGAUAACAUUCGCAUGUCUGCUGAGAUUGGACUGAAACAGCCAGCGUGGCUUCGUGGCCGCUACAUGCUGGUGCGCUACGAGGACAUAGCUCGGUUCCCCAUGAGCAAAGCAGCAGACAUGUACAAUUUCACGAGCCUUCCCUUCAGCUCAAAGCUAGAAGAGUGGAUCUUAAAAAGUACUCAAGCGUCUAAGGAGGUGACCGGAUUGUAUUCCACUCAGAAAAACUCAUCUGAACAGGUGGAGAAAUGGAGGUUUAGCAUCCCCUUCAAACUGGUCCAGUUAGUGGAAAAAGUGUGCGGCCCCGCCAUGACUCUAUUUGGCUACAGGUUUGCAGAGAACAAAGAGAUGUUGACUGAUAAAUCAGUGAGCUUGAUUGAAGAAAAAAACUUCUUAUGAUUGUAAACGGACUUCACUUGACUAACGGUGAGAUUUAUGAAGAAGUAUCUGACAUACUGUAAACGGUCAUGACAGAGCUUUUGAAGAAGUCAAAUAUUUACUUUUGUAAUAAAUGACCAGUAUGUCUAAGGUAACGGAGUUGUUAGAUGUGGGUGGUGCAUGUGUUUAUUGUAGGUGGAGGGGGGUGGUUCUCUAAAGAUUCUUUCCACAGCUGGAUUGCAGAAAUACAACAUAUGUUCUCAGAAACUCUCACAUUAGUAAGGAGCAGCGUGUUUGAGAUUUUGGACAUUUUUCAGAUAUCAUUUAUUAACUCUACAGGCUCUAUAUAGGAGUGAACUGGAAAUGCCACAUUCAUGCAGUUUGUUGAGAAGAGACUGUUAUAUUUUUUGAUGCAGAUGUCAAAUCCUCCAUGUGUUUUCUCUGUGGUUUUGGCCAAGCAAAGAAUAAACACUGAGCUUUUCCGUACCGAGGCCAUCACAGCACAACAAGUUAGAAAACCAAAACUUAUG